AUGGCGUUUCUCGAGAAUUAUCAUAACUGGUUGAAGGUCGCCGAUACGGCCUUGCCCCAGAACAUCAUUGGAUACCUUACCCAGCUAUGUCUUGGGCCUCUUCGAGCUGAUCCUUUCACACUUCUGCCUUACGACCAUCCAAAGGAAAUCGCAAAAUGUGGACAUAAAGUCGGCACGAGUUUCUUGCACGGAGAGUUACCGGAAAGGGAGGGUCCAAGGCCGGAAAUCUCUCGAUGGAUAGCUCCCCACCGACAGACAACUCAACUGACUGGAGAUGACAUGCACAAGCUACUCGCUCAAGCUAUGGAAGAGCUAGCAGCGAAAUACUCGUCACAUACCGUCGUCCGGACUUCUGUGCUGGAAAAAUCAGGAGAUGCCUUUCUCGUCGCAGAUGGCGUUGCUACUCCGCACAGCAUCGCCAAGAGUACGAAACGCGAAAUUGCUCAUGUUCAUGCUGGUACUGGAAGUGGUGACUAUUCAUUGCAUAUGUCUUUGAGUCCGGCCGAUUGCAAGGAGGUGAUUUCAAAGAAGUGGGGUGAGAGGAUGACGCUGGCUGGCUCCUUGGUACCGCAUGAGUAUUUGAUGGUCUAUACGCCAAGGACGAAGGAGGAGGUCGAGGUUGUAAAGACUAUUGUGAGCGCGGCGAUAGAGUUCAUGGCAGGUGUUGAGAAGCCUUCUGGAUAG
Molecule: messenger RNA, 684 nt
Organism: Cadophora gregata
Lineage: Eukaryota; Fungi; Ascomycota; Leotiomycetes; Helotiales; Ploettnerulaceae
Exons: 2
Coding region: 1-684 (227 amino acids)
Source: RefSeq, a predicted model, not a curated record